This is a messenger RNA of Vigna umbellata (rice bean), 1746 nucleotides long. Lineage: Eukaryota; Viridiplantae; Streptophyta; Magnoliopsida; Fabales; Fabaceae. The record is from RefSeq and is a predicted model, not a curated record.
AUGAGUGAAAGGCAACAAAUACAGUAUUCUGAGUGUAAUCAAUUUUCAACUUCUAUCACCUACAGCCCUAGUAAUGGAUAUCAGCCUGAAAUAUUAAAAGCUUUAAUUGAUGCAUAUGGCAAAGAAGAAAGCCGAGAAUGUCCAAGCAGUAAACCACUACUAGUUGAACAGAUGCAUGGAAACUGUAUAGAGAAUAAAGUGUGGUCAAAAUCAUGGCAGAAUACAGAAGAGGAGGAGUUUGACUGGAAAGAUUUGAAGUCAACCAUUGUAGACCAUAGCAGGAAUAAAAGUACAUUACCUUCAACCGGUUUUUUUUCCAGGGAAAUACCUGUUGUUGCAGCUAGUGCAACUUUGUCAGAGCAAAAUGCCAGCAAGGGUUGGUCUACUGGAUCUCAGCUUCCUCUACUUCAUGAUUCCUCUGCUAUGGCGAUGAAGCAUAGCCUGGUCUCCUCUCAAUCUCAUGAUGCUAUGAAGAUUCCUCAUCAUCGCUAUAACUCGUCUCAACGUAUCUUUAGUAGAAUGGGUCAAUCAAGGACUCUUACGAACACUCCAAUUAAUCACAUUCCCAAAAGUUAUGAAAACCCAAAUGGGGUUCGACAUGCAGUGCCGAUAAUGGCUUCUGGCAUUCCCUCUAAUGUGAAACCUCCACCAUCACUUGUGCUUGCAGCUUCUGAAACAAGGCCUUCUGUAAAUCAGAAUGUCACUCGAUCUCCUACUAUGAAGCAUGCUGUAAAUAACUCUAUGAUUGUACCAGCACAGUCAGGUGGCGCCUUUGAGAAGAAGGAUGCAUAUACUACACAUAUGCAUCAGUUUCCUGAGAAACUUCCUGGCCAAGUUUCUUCCAACCAGAAAAAUCACUGGAAAGCACCACAGCCCAAGUUUUUUCCAUCUCAGGAUCCAUCAACCAAACAGUUUGGUCAUGGGAUGGAUUUUUUGAAGAGAUCUGGUGCAUCCACAAGUACAACCAUGUCGAAUACGUUACCUACUGUGCUAUUCCCUUCACCACUUCCAAGUAUUGCAAACUACCCUUUUCAUCCAGGUCACCCUCCUGCUUCAUCUCAAAUGAUGAUACCUCAUUCGAAUGUUGGUCCGUUUAUGUCAAGCAAACAGCCACCAGAUACUGAUCAAAUUUUUCAUGCUGACAUCUCAUCGGAUAAACUACUGCCACCACAGAAUUCCAUCGGAACCGAGUUUAAAGCAGACAUUCUGAAGGUUCGGCAUGAGUCUGUAAUUAAUGGCUUGUAUGGUGAUCUCCCUAGACAAUGCAGAAGUUGUGGGCUGAGAUUCAGAAGCCAAGAGGAACACAGAAGUCACAUGGAUUGGCAUGUGACCAAGAAUCGGAAGCAGAGAAUCUGUCGUGAAUGGUUUGUGAGGGAGAGGAUGUGGCUUAGUGGUGCAGAGGCAGUGGGAACGAAGUCAGUAGCAGCUUUUUUUCCGACAGAAAGAAAAGAAGAAACGAAAGAUGAACAAGAGUUGGCGGUGGUAGCAGAAGAGGAGCAGAAAAGAUGUGCAUUGUGUGAAGAGGCUUUUGAGGAGUUUUACAGUGAUGAAAUGGAGGAGUGGAUGUAUAGAGGAGCUGCGUACCUGUAUCAACCCACAGAAAAAUUAGCAACAAGCAUGGAGAGGUCACAGUUAGGUCCCAUAAUUCAUGCUAAAUGCAGAUCAGAUCUUAAAAUGCCUCUCUCCAAACAUCUUCCAGAGGAUGAUUACCAAGAGGGUACCCCAAGUAAACGAAUGCGGAUUUGA